GAGUGACCAGAAUGUUCGACGACAUUUAGGUUGGAUUCGUAACGUUACGUACGCCUGUGAUGGUUCGCAAGGACGCUGGCAUGGCGUAACUUUGAAAAUCAUUCGCGUACUUUUGUGGUUUCGCUGCUCUUGAAAAGGCCGCACAAGCCUCCCAACAAUGCAAUCUCUCUCUCUCUCUCUGAUUUUUUAUGGCUUUGACGUCUUCAGGCGUAGCGCUGUGCGAGAAAUUUCAGUGGACUCUGCUUCUGCUUUGAUUCAUUAAGGGACCAAAUGACUAGGAAAAGGGACAGAUUUUGGGAGUAUGCAGAGCAAUUGAGUGGUCGCUUCAGGUGUAAAUUCUGCAGACGUGAUUUCCCCGGUGGAAUUCCAAGGGUUAAGUCGCACUUAGCUUGCGUCCCCGGUCGCGAUGUUGCUACAUGCACCGAGGUUCCUAAGGAUGUCCAGGCUAUAGCUUUUGAAGCAAUUAGCCCUCAUAAUAGGAAAGACAAGAGUCUGUCUCAACCGACCACUUCAACACCACUUGCAGACAUCCAGAUAAUCGACAUGCCAGAAACAUCUACAGAGAAAGGACAGGAUUGCCUAGAUGAGUUGCUUGCAAAACACGUUGUGUUCAAUAACAUUUCUGAAAAUGUCCUUCAGAGUUCGCAUUUUGCGAGUUUCUUGCGUGGGGUUGCAAACUAUGGGCAGAAUUAUGAGUUACCCUCUUAUUCCGUUCUCACCACAAAGUAUAUCCCCAAAUUCAGUAGGGAAGUCGUUCAAUAUGUAAAUAGUGUCAAGAAAUCAUGUGAUUUAACGGGGUGUACGGUAAUUCUAGAUAGUUGGGUUAAUGUUCACGGUAGAGCCUUCCUGAACAUCAUUUUAUAUUCUCUAAAGGGUGCAAUCCUAGUUAAUACCGUUGAACUUUCGAAGAAUGAGUUAACAUAUAGGUCUAUUGUGGAUCAAUUGCAAUUUGUGAUGGAUGAAAUAGUACUUCACAAAGUUGUACAAUUUAUCACUAAUGAUUUGGGUAACCAUGAGCCCCUCCAGAAGACGCUUAUUCAAAGGUAUCCAGGUACCUACAUGACAUUUUGUGCUGCUCACGGCAUUCAGUUGCUUUUCGCAUAUAUCUUUCAAGAGGUUGAAUGGGUUGGAAGGACGACGUGUGAGGUUAAAUUGGUAAAUGAUAAUCUGUACAAGUAUGCCGAGUCUUUGUCCCUAUUAGUGAAAUUUGGAGCCAAAAGGGGAUUGAGAGAUGUUCUUCCUAAUGGUUUAGCCUCAAACUUCAGAAUGCUUCAAUGCAUUCACAAUGCAAAAUCAGAAAUACAACAUUUGGUUACAUCUACUGAAUGGAGACAGUUGAGUCUUGAGGAAGGAACAGCGAGCAAAGUUGUUUCUAUGGUUGAAAGCCCCCAAUUUUGGAGCCAAUGCCAGGAGGUGUUGCAAGUUUUGGAACCACUAUUUGAAGUUUAUUGUUUGUCUCGUAAUACUAAUCCAACAAUUUCAUACUUAUAUGAAGCGAUGGAGAGAGUAAAAGAAUCUCUCAAGAGGCUUUCUGACAAUAAUGAUGGCAAAUAUGAGUGCAUAUGGAAGCUUUAUAAUGGCAUGAGAGCUAAAGUAAUUCAUCCAGUGCAUGCAGCUGCAGCUUUUCUGAAUCCGUCCUACUUUUUAAGUGACAAUUUUUAUGAGAGUAAAGAAAUGAAAGAUGGAAUCGAUUAUGUGCUACAAAAUAUGGUUGCUGAAGAAGAACAAGAAGCUUUCAUGGGGCAGGUCCUACAAUACCGCAAAAGAGAGUCAAACUUGCUCACAUAUGCAGCAAAAACAAUGUCAAAAGCAUCUCAUCCCUAUGAAUGGUGGGAGUAUUGUGGUGAUGGCCUUCCUGUACUUCAAAAGUAUGUUCUUCUGAUUCUAAGCCAACCUUGUAGUUCCUUUUCAUGCUUGGAGUGUCGAAAUGCAUCAGAAACUACCCAAAUCACGAAGUCGAGUGCAUUACCUGUCGGUAAGGUGGAUGACUCUGUGUACCUGAGGGCGAAUACGUUGAUGAUGGACAAGUUUAGAAUGUUGGAGUCAGGACCAAUGAAACCUAUCAAUUUUGCACAUCUUAGAGACAACCAUGAUGAUUAUGUUGAGCUCGAGCAAGACUGGAAAUAUAACUCUGCCAAUACAGUACCAGAGAGUCGCAGUCGAGGUGACAUCGACGGAGCAAGCACAUACUGGUUCCCAGUGCACAAACUACCAGCUCUGAAGGAGAAACCUUUUAAACUUCGUUUCAUGACCAACCUGCCCCCACACUUAUUCACCGAGGCAAAGGUUCAGGGACAUCAAGGAACAGCCAUUCAAGUUGCUUUGCUAAAUCCAGAAACUGGAGAAGUUGUUCAGAGCGGACCAGGAUCAACCGCUAAGCUGAAGAUUGUCGUAUUCGAUGGUGAUGUUGACAAAGUUGAUUGGACAAGGGAACAAUUGGAAAGCCACGUAUUAUCCAAAGGGUGUGAGAAGAGAAAGCCGCUUCUAUCUGGCGACUUGCUAGUGACCCUAGAAGGAGGGAUUGGCACUUUAGGCGAUUUCACUUUUACGCAGGAUUCAAGCUGGACAAAGAGUGGCAAAUAUAGGCUUGGAGUUAAGGUUUCUUGGAGAUGCUCUGAUGCAGUGCAUAUCCAUGGGACCAUAUCCGAGGCUUUCACUGUUGAAGAUAGCCGUGGAGAAUUUGCCAAGAAGCGAGUCCCACUUCUACUAAGUGACUACGUCUGGAGACUGGUUGGAAUAGCGAUGGGUGGACAAGUGCACAAACAAUUGACAGGAGCUGGGAUUGUCACAGUCCGAGAUUUUCUCGCCCUUCUUUCCAGGGAUCAAUUAAGACUGAUAAAUAUCACGGGUGGUGGAAUCUCCAAUGCUAUGUGGAAACAUACUUUGGAGCAUGCCAUGUCAUGUGUCUCCGAUGCCAAGCAAUACGUUUACUAUUGUGAUGAAGGCCGAUGCAAUGCCAUUCUUUUCAACUGGAACUAUGAGCUCAAAGGACUCAUCUGUAAUGGACAAUUCUUAGAUAUGGAAUCACUUUCCAGCGAUCAAAAGAUCUACCUCGAAUCGAUGUCGAAAAUUGCCUACCAGAAUUAUGACCAAAUCUCAGAAUAUUGUGGCAAUAUGUUCGACUUCGAUUCAAUGACCAGUUCAAACAACAUGUCAGCCUUCACCAGUUAUGACACCACCCUAUGCUAUGUUGGUUGCUCUUUUGGCACUCAUCAAAACCUGCAACAAUUUGUUUUCCAUGAAGCGGGGAAUAUCGAGAACUGCCUACAAGCUACAGUUUCUGAUACCAUGAGCUCUAUGUCGAUGGCAGCUCGUUCUGCUUCAAUGACUUCUGAUUUUCCAGUUCAAGGUGAUAUGCUUCUACCAUGGAAUGAACAGCACCUGGAAAAUGUUCUAAUUGGAACUACGAAGAACUGGAAGCCGAGAAAGGCUGCUGUGGAGUGGCUUAAGCUGAAAGCCGCUUUUAGGUGGGCGAUAACCAUACGAAAGAUGGCUGCAACAAGACGGGCCAAGGAGCUGGAAUGCUUAGGCCUAAUAAUACCUUUGAUGUUACAACCUUGAGAGUCUAUACGCCUCGGGAAUUCGUUACAACCUUGGGAGGGAGCCAUGUUUAGUGUACUGAUAUAUACGUACUUUUCUUGUAUCAUCUCAAUCAGAUAAUAUAUAGUCUCUGUCUGGCAUUUUCAGCUACUCAGCACUAUUUUUGGCAUCAUUUCUCUCAAAAAAUCAGGUCGUCAUUAACUUC
Messenger RNA from Syzygium oleosum, 3745 nucleotides. Its product is annotated as calmodulin-binding protein 60 F-like. NCBI's taxonomy places the organism in Eukaryota, Viridiplantae, Streptophyta, Magnoliopsida, Myrtales, Myrtaceae. The record is from RefSeq and is a predicted model, not a curated record. Gene Ontology annotation, molecular function: calmodulin binding; sequence-specific DNA binding; DNA-binding transcription factor activity. The transcript is spliced from 8 exons. Gene Ontology annotation, biological process: regulation of salicylic acid biosynthetic process. Bases 271 to 3561 code for a protein of 1096 amino acids. Gene Ontology annotation, cellular component: nucleus.